GGAAGCCUAGGCUCGUGUUGGACGGCUUCAUUGUUGUUGUGUAACUCACCGAUACAGUACAGUCCCACUCUAGAAUCAGCCGAGACCACAUCUACUUACACUCCCUAGAUCCAAGAUGGCGGCUUUAUAGACCCUCACAAUGUUCACAAUCGAGAAAAGUUCCGUCUCACAGGGACCUCUUCGGCUGAGAAGAGUGACACCUCCACCACCCGUUCAGUUCUCCACCAGUCAAAGCAGAGAAAAGCUGUCGGGGAACCAAUCCAGUGGAAACACCUGCACGCCCGGCCUGACUCUAACUUGGCGAGAUCUCUCCGUGUACGCUAAGAUAAAAAAGGAAAGCCUGUUCAAGUCCUCUUCCACAGAGUACAGGAAGAUCAUCAACAAUGUUUCAGGGGCUGUACCGCCUGGCACUCUUGUUGCAUUGAUGGGAGCAAGUGGAGCUGGAAAAAGCACACUUAUGGCAGCCUUGGCCUACCAAACCACAGCUGCGAUGGUGGUGGACGGAGACAUCCGCGUCAAUGGCCGACCCCUCGGACCUUACAUGCGGAACAUCUCCGGUUUCAUGGACCAGCAGGACCUCUUCAUUGACAGCUUCACUGUAACAGAGUACCUUCGCUUUAUGGCUCGACUAAAGUUGGACAGACGCACAAGUGUAGAGAGACGGGAAUUCAUCAUCAUCCAACUGCUGAAGAUCCUGGGCCUGACUCACUGCUCAGAUGCGCGAAUCGGAACUCCUGGCUCUGACAAGACAGUGCUCUCCGGGGGUGAAAGGAAGCGUUUGUCCUUCGCAACAGCUUGUCUGACGGAUCCCUUGCUGCUGUUCUGCGACGAACCAACGACUGGCCUGGACUCGUACAGUGCUGCCACCAUUGUCACAGCCUUGCAAGGGAUGGCUGCUGCUGGCAAGACUGUCGUCUGUACCAUCCACCAGCCCGGCAGUGAACUGUUCACCAUGUUCCAACAGGUCAUCUUGGUCGCUGACGGCCGCAUCGCAUACAUCGGCACUUCUUCAGGUGCCCUUGACUUCUUCCAGAGUUUGGGCUACUCGUGUCCUGAGGCGUACAAUCCAGCUGAUUAUAUGAUCCACACGCUAGCUCCAACUCCUGGUUCCGAAAUUAGCAGUCGUCGAGCCGUACGCCACAUCUGCGACCAGUUUGCCGUCACUGACCAUGCGCGUGAGGUGGACCUACAAAUCUCCUUCCAGCACCAGAUGGGCGCCGCUUUCGAUGAAAUUCUGGACACCAAUCUAAAAUCAUAUAAAAAACCGUUGGGAAUCUGGAAGCUCUGGUGGCUGACGUCUCGUUGUCUGUUGGAGGUGUUACGAGACCCCAAACUUCAACAGAUCAGGAUAAUGCAAAAAAUUGUUAUAGCUGUGAUGGUGGGCCUGUGUUUCGUCGGCAGUCUACAUCUGACGCAGAGUGGAGUGCAGGCAACGCAGGGUGCCCUGUUCAUGCUAGUCACCGAGAACACGUUUGGUCCGAUGUACGCGGCACUCAACCAGUUCCCUGCAGAGUUACCGUUGUUCCUCCGCCAUUACCGUAGUGGACUUUACUCCCCCCUCGUCUACUACUUGGCUAAAACUAUUGCUAUUAUCCCGGGACUGGUGGUGGAACCUGUGAUAUUCACUGGUAUUCUGUACUGGCUGGUCGGAUUACAGGACACAGUCUACGCCUUCUUGAUGACAUCGUUCAUUGUCACAUUGUGUAUCAACGUAUCCACAGCCUGUGGGUGCUUCUUCUCUGCAACAUUUCAGUCAGUUCCAAUGGCGAUGGCGUAUCUCGUACCGUUCGACUAUAGUAUCAUGAUUACCUCUGGAGUUUUCAUCAAACUAAACACACUCAGCCCUUUGGUCAAUUGGGUACAGUACAUUUCCUGGAUGAUGUACUCAAACGAAGCAAUGACCAUUAUCCAAUGGCAGAACAUUCAGAAUAUAACCUGUGACGAGGACAGACCUCAGCUGCCUUGUCUCCACUCUGGCCAGGAAGUCUUGGACCGCUACAGCUUCUCUGCGGACAAUUUGUGGCGAGACAUCUAUGCCCUAUGCAUCCUCUUCAGCGCAUUCCACAUUCUGGCCUACUUCGGGCUCUUACGACGAAUUAAACACAGCUUAUGAUACA
Molecule: messenger RNA, 2117 nt
Organism: Homalodisca vitripennis (glassy-winged sharpshooter)
Lineage: Eukaryota; Metazoa; Arthropoda; Insecta; Hemiptera; Cicadellidae
Gene: st
Product: protein scarlet
Exons: 16
Coding region: 140-2113 (657 amino acids)
Cellular component (GO): plasma membrane
Molecular function (GO): ATP hydrolysis activity; ABC-type transporter activity; ATP binding
Source: RefSeq, a predicted model, not a curated record